GAUUUAGAAAAAUAAUUCGAAGCAAGAAAUCAAUUUGUUGAGCUGCGCGAAAAAAUACAAUAGCAGUAACAAUAGUUCAAGUAGUAGGCGCAGGCCCUUGACGUGUGGGCGUUUGAGGGGAAAAAAGGGGCUAUGGACCUCUAGCUGUAAGCUCUUAACAUUUUGAGCUUGCAGGAAAAGUUCAAAGUGCAAGCAUUUUGUUGUUGAUUGUGUGUUUACAGCAUUUACGUCGAUUCUCGAGCCCGUUGAUAGUUUUUUUCUGGCAAGGAAGCACCAAAGAGUUUCCUCACCAAUUACAAUCAUAAACCUGGAGUAGCGCCAGCAGAGCUGCCUACUCAGAGAACUUGUAAAACCGACAACAACAGCAGCAGCAACAUGUCCAGCAGCAAAGAGGAGAUUGCUGCGCCAAGUGCCGCUGCUGCCGCCGCCGCCGCCGCUGCCACUGCCUCUUACGCCAAUGUAUUGCAGAAUUUGGAUAGUAAGAAGGCAACGAAUGUUGCAGCAGCUGCCGCCGCCGCUGCCACCGUUGACAACAAGGAGAAUCAACCGAAUUUGAAAACCCUUAAAUCGUGGAGCGAGGAGACUGCCGCCGCUGAGGCAUCCGUCGAGGAGCUGCCCAGCAUUGGUGAAAAACGUGGCGCUGCCGCUGCUGUCGGUGGUGGUGACAACACCGCCGAGAACUCUUCAGAAAUGGAUGACAAUAAUGACUUUUUGCCCGUGCUAUCAUCGCAUCAUCGCCGUGACCGUAAGAAAGCACGCAAAGACAAGCCCGCAUCGCGUGAAUAUCGUGACAAGCAGCAGCCGCCAGGUGGUGGCAAUGGCAGUGGCCCGAGUCCGGGCCAGGGUCAGAAGCAAGCAGCAGCCGGCGGUCGUCGCCAGAUUGCUGGCAACGAUGCAGAUGCGCGCAAACAAUCGAAUCGCUCACGUGCCCCCCGCGGCAACAGUCCACGCAAAUCGGUUGGCGGCGCCACCACCGGCAACGGCGGCAAUAAAGCUCACAAGGAACGCAAGUCUGAUACCUCACCCAGUGCCAGUGUAGAAGCUGCCAGCAGCAGCAGCGGCAACGAGGCCAAGUCUGGCGAUGGAGACGCCCAGACCGCCUCAGCCAGCACAUCGACUGCAGCAGCACCACAGCCCAAGCGCUUCAUAGCAGCGCCGCCGCCAAAGGUCAAUGCUUGGAAGAUAUCAACAAAACAAGUGGGCAGCCCUAAAGCGAGCACCUCGCCCUUGGACAAACGCGUGUUGCAGCCAAAGACGCAACAGAGCCAACAACCCAAACAGACUGUGAACAAUAAUAAUAACAAUCAAGGCGCACCGAGCAGCAGCACCAACACCAAAAAGACACAACAACAGCAGCAACAACAGACGACAACAAUAACAACAACACAGCAGACAGCAGCAAAUAAAACAACGACAACAACAACAACUACAAGCACAGUAGCGAUAACAACAAAGACAGCUAUAGCAACAACAAGCGAAGCCGUUGCAACAACUGUUGAUGCCACUAAUGCGGAUGCGCUUGCCACUGCUGUAGUAAAGGACAAAAAAAAGGUCAAUCAAAAGGCCAGUGAUUUUAGCAACGUUGGUGAGUGGCCAACGCUUGUGGGUGGAGUUUCGGGAAGUGGCAAAGCCACAGUUAACGAAGCCAAGCGCAGCUCAUCGAAGAAGAGUCCAGCGGCCAAAUCAGCCGCAUCCACAACAACUGCACAAAACGUCGUCGCUGCCGCUGCAACAGCCGCUAGCGCAACAGCAGCCACCACUACAGCAGCAACACCCGGAGCUGGAGCAGGAACAGAAACAGUUACUAACGAUCCCAACGCCAGCACGAGUCAUGAUGCCAAAGUGCAGCGAGAUGCCGAGCAGUCCGCUGUACUGCCAGCUGCUGGCGCCCUUGCCAGCGCUGCCAUUAACAAGAAAAUACCCAAGCACAAGUGGCGUCCAUUGCCAAUCGAUUUGGCCAAGUCCAGUCGCCCCAAGCCCAUUGGUGGGCGACCACAUCGGCGCUACAACGACGAUGCCGUCGAUCAGCGUCGACCACCGCGCGCCUACACUGAGCGCUCAGGUCGCUCAUCAGUCGCUGCUGCCGAUGGUCAAACCGCAGGCGGAGCAGCCACAACAAAUUCAACGGAGUCUCGCCAGCACGGUGGCCGCUAUGCGUACAAUGCACGCUCAUCUGCUGCGCCCGAGCGCCUGGAUUCCUGGCGUAGCAGCAGCGCCACCUAUGAAGCAGCAACAGCAGCAGCUGGAGCCGGAGGAGCAGCAGGUGCCGGGGCAGCAGGUGCGCGCGGACCACGCCGCUUCCGUACGCCGUAUCGCGGUGGGGGUCGGCAAGGCCGCGGUGGAUUCACAAGACAGGGACCAGGUCGUCCAACUAAUCGCAUACCACGCCAUCUGCUAGCUUCCGGCGAGUACGCCAACUAUUUGCCGGCGGAUGCAGCCGGCGCCGAUUCGCAAUCCUAUGUGCUCAUGGGCACGCAUUACUUUGGCAAUGUGCCUGCAGCCUAUAUCGAAAUGGAUGCCGCCAGCGUCAAGGAGGCCAUCAAGAAGCAAGUCGAGUACUACUUCAGCGCGGACAAUCUUACUGGCGAUUUCUUUUUGCGCCGCAAAAUGGACCCAGAGGGUUAUAUACCGGUGACAUUGAUUGCCUCGUUCCAUCGUGUGCUUGCGCUCACCACGGACGUGACACUGCUCAUUACCGCCAUCAAGGAAUCGGACAAACUGGAGAUCUUCGAUGGCUACAAGGUACGCACAACGGAGACGCCCACAAUUUGGCCCAUCAGCGAUGCGCUGGGCAAAGGCGACCCAAAUCAGAAGCUGCAACCGAAGUCGGGUGAGCAGCAGACUGAAGAACAGGAGGUUGGGUCACCACCGGCGGCCCUACUGAGCGCAGACAUGGCCACCAAGCCGUUGAGCAGCAUACCGCCGCCGCCAAAGCCGCGUAAUGGUCAGACGGUGCCCAAAAUGCUGCAGCGUGGCAGCUUGAAUGAGGGUAUCAGUGCGUUGACGCAGCGCGUCGAGGGCGCUGCUGGCGGGCUGGCAGAUCAUCUGAGUGGACUGGCGGAGAGUGUGAAGCCCAAGGGCAGCUCGACGCCGGACAAGCGACAGCAGCAGGCGGGACAGUCGAGUGGGGCUGAAGGUGUUGAGGUAGCAGCUGCUUUGGGGGCGGAGCCAGAGGGCAUGUGGAAAGAGGUAAAGAGACGCUCCAAACAAACAAAUGCUUUAAAAGAAAAUGCUACUAAAUCAGGCAACAACAAAGACACACAAACGCUCAACAAUAAUAAUAAUAACAACAACAACAACAACAAUGUCAAAAUUGUCAAGUCCAACAGCAACACAGUAUCAUCGUCCAUGUCAGCCUCAGCCAAUGCCUCAGCCUCAGCCACCACGUCCUCGUCCACGUGCACGUCUGCAUCCAACGCCACAUCCAAUGCCACAUCAAAGCCAACACCACCAAACGCCACAACAGUCACCACUACCACCACCAAAACCACCACCACAAAAGUCACUACCAACAAUAUCGCCCCCCCCAGUUCAAGCAAUGUUGACAGUAACAGUAAUAAGAAAUCAUCAGCUGCUUACACAACCAAAUCCCAAUCCUCCUCCAAAACAGCUGCUGCUGCGCCAUCCGCUCAGUGCCAUGCCGAAAAGGAAGAACUAGACUUUCAAUUUGACGAAGAGCUAAUGGACCCCAUACCCGCCACUGGACGCAUUAACAACUUUACCGAAAACUUUUCCGACGACGACGAAUCCGACUACGAGUUUGCCGAUCGUGAUAUUAACAAGCUGCUGAUUGUUGCCCAAGUGGGACGUGCACCCAAGCAUGAGGGCUACGAUCGCACCGCCGACUUUACCUCACGCACCAAAAUCACACAAGACUUGGAGAACAUUAUAAACGAUGGACUGGCCAACUACGAGGAAGAUCUAUGGACCACAAGCAAUGUGCUGCCCAAUAACGAGUAUCGAACAGUUAACGUCAUUUCCCAGGCGGACUUUGAGAUGGCCAUUGGCAGCAAGGGACCACUGGCACAGCAGCUAAUGAAGAAGCCACCACCACCACCGCCCAGCUAUGUGGAUGAACCCGAACAGGAUGCGGAUGAGACUCUGCUGGCUGACAGCACUUUGAAUACUACGCUGAAUUCGACGCUUAAAUCCCGACGUGCUCGCUUCUAUGCUGCGCCAAAUAUGCAUUCGAUUGAUCCGCGUACGCCACGCAAGCGUAAGUUGCGUCAUACCGCCAAUCCUCCAGUGGAGGCUCACGUCGGUUGGCUGCUCGACACCGUGGAGCAUCGUCCACGCACUACCUCGAUGGGCUCCUCGACUGGCACUUCGCCCACCACUUCCUCUUAUGGUUCGUUUGGCUCGUCGGUGCCGCAAUCGCUGCCCGUAUUCCAACAUCCAUCGCAUGCGCUGCUCAAGGAGAACAAUUUUACGCAGCAAGCGUAUCACAAGUAUCACUCGCGUUGCUUGAAGGAGCGACGUCGCUUGGGCUAUGGACAAUCGCAGGAGAUGAAUACGCUCUAUCGCUUCUGGUCGUUCUUCUUGCGCGAGAAUUUCAACAAGACAAUGUAUAAUGAGUUCCGCUCGCUGGCGCUGGAGGAUGCCUUCAAUGGCUUCCGCUAUGGCUUGGAGUGCCUAUUCAGAUUCUUCUCGUAUGGUCUGGAGCGCAAGUUCCGACCCAAUGUCUAUCAAGACUUCCAGGAUGAAACUGUGGCAGACUAUGAAACAGGUCAACUGUAUGGUCUGGAGAAAUUCUGGGCCUUCCUCAAGUACUACAAGAAUGGCGAGAAGCUGGAUGUGCAGCCCAAGCUGGCUGCAUAUUUGAAGGACUUCAAGACUAUAGAAGAUUUCCGUGUGGUGGAGCCAGAGAUCAACGAAAUGUUACAAGGAGUUGGCAGUCUCAAUCCAGGACGUCAGCUCAAUAGACAUCGCAGCGUUUCGGAGAGCGAUGGCGCUGCUGUUAUAACAGCCGGCGGUCGUCGUCUUAACACCACCAUUACCAAUCGCAGCGACUAUGUUGGUCGUCUGCUACAGCAGCAACAUCAACAGCAACAACAGCAGCAGCAGCAACAACAACAACAACAGCAGCAUCAUCAUUAUCAUGGUCAGCAGCAACACAAUCGUCGCCGCACUGGCAGCUUUGGCAGCAGCACUGUGCGCAUACGCAGCGGUUCACUGGGCAACAAGCCGCAGGUGGUCAAUCGCAACUAUCAGCAGGGCUCGCAGCACGAGCUGCGUCGCGGUGGCAGCAACUCUGGCCUGGCAGCGCACAAGCGACAACAGCAGCAGCAGCAGCAUUCACAGCACAAGACAAAGACGCAGCAGCAACAACCUCAGGCACAGGCGUCCACAGCACAAGCUGCAGCACGCGCCUCAACAUCGACUGCGGCAGCAGCAACUGCCACAACAGCAGCAACAGUAGCAUCAGCAGCUGCUUCGUCGUCGUCGUCCUCGUCGCAAAAGUAAAUCGGAAAUUCAGAAUGGGGUUUUUUUUAAGGUUACUCUUCCGACUUUAUGCAUUACGACUUACGUUUUAGUAGUUUUGGCAUCCAGUUUGUGGGGUUCCAAUUUGCUUUUCUCUCUUUUGUUUAUACAUAUACAUAUAUAUUUUUUUAAUUGUAGUAUUCGAGUCAAGCGUAAUGUGUGGGUUAUCCGUUAGCAUUAGUCAAAUUAAGUUAAAGUUUCUUUUUGAAAUUUGUUUAUUGCAAUUUGCUUAGCGCGUUGGUUAAGUAGUACGAUUCAUUCUUUGGUUACACACACACAAACACACACAUACACACACAUAUAUAACUAGAACAAUUUCUUUUUUUGAAAUGCUCAAUGUUUUGUUAGCACCCACCACACACACAAACACAUACACACACACAUGCAUAUAUGUGCUCUGUACCAGUGCCAAGCAGCUAUGAUCUAAAUUUAUUCAAUUAAAUUUGCAAUACAAGUUUUUUUUUUUUUAGUUUUUCUGUUUACGCAAGAAACAAAUUUCCUACUAAAAAGCAGCGUUUGUUAAUUCAACGCAAGGCCAUGAACUGUUGUACUAUACGUUAAAAGUUAAAGAUAAAAGUUAAAUUACACUAUUAUAAUGUUUAUAACUAACGACAAAGUAAACGAAAUUAAUCUACAGAAACCAAAUGAUGAUCUUAUUGCAAAACGAUUUUGCAAACUGUGCAAGCUUCAAAUCAACACUUAUAUAUUUAUAAUAUAUACAUAUAUCGUAAAAACAAUAUAUAUACUAUAUAUUGCUUGUCUGAGCAAUGCGCAAAUAUAAAUAUAUAUUUUUUUGACGUUAUUGUUUAAGAGACAGCGCGCGUUUGUUAUCCUUAAACCAAUCGAGGCAUGCGGGGCAACUGCCAGCGAAUUUUAGUUAUUUAAGCAUUUAAUUUGUAACUGAAUGAUGCAAACACUUAGCAUUGCACUGCCCCCAAACCGUUAUCACCACCCACCCACUCCACUUGCUCCCCCCACCCUUCAACCAAUUCAUCAAUUGGCCAAAUAAUUCCGCAAUUUUGUUACCCGCCAAGCAUUUAAGAAUUCAAGUCAAUAACUACGACGUCCCUCGUCUAUAUAGAGCUUAAGAUUUUUUUGCAAUUGUUAAAUUUAUUUUAAAUCCGAAAAGUUGAACUCUGAAAAAGUUAUGGAAAAAAACUAAGCAACUUUAACAAAAAACAAAAAAAGUUCGAAACUUAUAAAAAGGCACGACAAACAAACACAAAAAAAAAAAAUAAAUAAUUAAAUCGAUAAGAACGAAACGUGUUUUGCAUAGUUAAUAGACUUAGUUUUUAACUAUAUGUGAAAAAUCAAACGUAAGCUUACUAAUCAUUAUCACCUACCUAUAUACGAUAUGUACACACAAAGCGUAGACUACAAUUGAAAACUCUAAGCGACAAUUCACUAGCUUCUUGGUUUCUGCUUUGAUCAGCUCUAAUAUUAAGCAACAUAAAAAAUAUUAAAAAAAAAUACUGAAGUGCAAAAACAAACAAAUAUCAUUAUACAUCUUAUAAAUACAACGCAUAUAAAACUUUAUAUAUAAAAAUGCAAAUAUUUUAUUUUAAUAUUAAUUAUAUGUAAAUAUAUUCUUUGGCUUUUAAAUUGUCGCCCCUAAUUGUACACACGCACAUCCGUUAACACACUAACACUCACACACACACAGCAAAGGACUUAAACGUUAAAUAUUGACAUUCAAAACAUACAGUUUUUAAUUAUAUUCAUGAUUGAUCCAAUUUGAGCUUUUUCGAAUUCGACUACGCAAAGCUGUUGAGUUUGUUUUUGU
This is a messenger RNA of Drosophila busckii, 7264 nucleotides long. It is a transcript of the gene larp, whose product is annotated as la-related protein 1. Gene Ontology annotation, cellular component: cytoplasmic stress granule; cytosol. Lineage: Eukaryota; Metazoa; Arthropoda; Insecta; Diptera; Drosophilidae. The record is from RefSeq and is a predicted model, not a curated record. The transcript is spliced from 7 exons. Gene Ontology annotation, biological process: positive regulation of translation; mRNA stabilization. The coding region runs from base 376 to 5463 and encodes 1695 amino acids. Gene Ontology annotation, molecular function: RNA cap binding.